Uranotaenia lowii is the source of this 938-nucleotide messenger RNA. RefSeq names its product acyl-CoA-binding domain-containing protein 6-like. The record is from RefSeq and is a predicted model, not a curated record. The transcript is spliced from 2 exons. Lineage: Eukaryota; Metazoa; Arthropoda; Insecta; Diptera; Culicidae. Gene Ontology annotation, molecular function: protein binding; fatty-acyl-CoA binding. Bases 180 to 935 code for a protein of 251 amino acids.
UUUGUAUCCUUUCAGAAGGCCGCGGCCCUCGACAAUCUGGACCAGCAGAAGAAGCACACCCUGGAACAGUCGACGAUUUUCUUCCAACCGUCGGACUAGAUAGUCGAUUGAGGUCGGCUGUUUGUUUUGUAAAUCGUAAGUUAUUAGUCCGCGAAUAGUUAGUGUUUAAGAAAAGGAAGAUGUCCGAUUUCGAGGAGGAUCCGGAACUGGAUCUGUUAGAGGAGGAAUUUUCACGAGCAACCAAAUACAUUGAACGCAACCACGGGCAAUUAGAUCAGGCCAAUCUGCUCCGAUUCUACGGGUUGUUUAAACAAUCAACUGCUGGAAAAUGUACCACGCAAAAACCAGGAAUCUUCAACAUGUCCGGUCGGGCCAAAUGGUCCGCCUGGAAUGACCUCGGCGAAAUGUCCCAGCAGCAAGCCAUGAAGGGCUACAUUGCCCUGCUGAACGAACUACAAUCCGGUUGGGAUUCGUCCGACCAGGUAGGCGAUGGAGAACACAAAUCGAACAACCAAUCGUGGGUAUCGGUUUCCACCUUUCUGCCGGAGGACGAUCCAUUGGAAGCGGGUAAGGAAAAAACUAUUGUAGAUUUCAUCAAGCAGGGUAAUCGGGAUCAGGUGGAGAAAAUCCUUUCCGGACAAGAAAUUUGUUCGGUGAUAAACGCACUCGACGAAGAAGAGCUAGGGCUGAUACAUUGGGCUGCCGAUCGAGGGAAUGUUGAAGUACUGACCCUAAUCCUGACCGUUCCCCAGUUGGACAUCAAUCUGAGGGAUGGAGGAGGUCAGACGGCACUGCACUAUGCCUCCAGUUGUGGGAAUCGGGAUUGUGUGAAGCUACUGUUGGAUAAGGGGGCAGAUCGAAAUGCGAAGGAUGACGAAGGGGAAACCCCACUGGACAUUGCGUUCGAUAGCGAAAUAGAGCGGUUGCUUAAGUGAAAA